AUGUACGAAUUUGGUGUCAAUAUUCCGUAUGGUGAUUCAAAUAAAUUUCGAUUGAAUUGCCGCAACAUUUGGUUUAAUGAAUAUUGGAGUCAACAUCAUCGAUGCAGUUUAAAUCGAAAUGACGAAAAUGCGUGCACCGGAAACGAGACAAUGGGACCGUACGAACAAGAGGGUUUGGUGCCAUUUGUUGUCGAUGCUGUCUUCGCUAUGGCACAUGCUUUGGACGAGCUGUACAAAGAUGUUUGCGGUGGUAUACCAUACAAUGACUGUGCCGAAAUGAAUUCAGCAUCAAUUGGUCCUCGUCUACUGAAAUACAUUUUGAAGGUGUCUUUCGUUGGACGGCAAGGAUCAUUGAUUCAUUUCAAUCAAGACGGCGAUGCUUUUGGAUCUUAUAACAUAUAUCAAUAUCAGCAGAAAGACAACAAAUACGAUUAUGUUCCGAUUGGUACAUGGAAGGAAGGACUAAACCUUAGUAUGACUGAACUGAAAUGGCAUAACGGUGUAGUACCUCAAUCGAUCUGUAGCGGUCCCUGUCCAGCUGGUCAUGUGAAGAAUCAUCAGGACCAAUGUUGCUGGUCGUGUUUGAGAUGUCGGGAAGAUUCAUACGUAGAUAACGACACAUGUAUAACAUGUCCACCCGGCUGGGCACCAAAUGAAAAUAAGACCGAAUGUGACAAGUUAACGCCACAAGUUAUCGAUUGGAAGAGUCCAUGGGCAUUGGUGCCACUGAUAUUUGCCGCUAUCGGUAUCGGUUGUACAUCAAUUUUGACCCAAUUGUUUGCUUUUAGGUUUAACAAGACACCGGUGAUCAUGGCAUCCGGAAGAGAACUGUGUUAUGUAUUACUGCUAGGUAUUUUGUCCAGUUACGGAAUGACUUUCUUGAUAUUAUCCGAACCCACUGUAAGACGAUGUGCUGCGGUUCGAGUUGGUCUUGGACUGUGUCUGAGUCUGUGCUACAGUGCUAUUUUCAUUAAAACGAAUCGAAUCUCGAGAAUAUUUAAUCGUGGUGUAAAGACUGUACAUAGACCGACAUAUACAUCACCUUUAUCGCAGGUUGCCAUCUGCUUAGGUAAUGUCUAAGAAAAUUUAUUAAAUGGGUGGAAAACUAUAAAUAAAACCAUAUGGUUAAUGGCAGUAUCGCAUUAGUGAACGUAGUUGGCACAAUGUUUGGUUAAUUUAAUGAGGAACGCAGAUGUGCGGGAAGUAUACCCAUCACCAUUGACAGCCGUUUUAUCGUGCAAAGUGUCUGAGAUAUCUUUGGUGUUAUCUUUAUGUUUAACAAUGUUAUUGAUCUUGCUAUGCACGUUGUAUGCAUUUAAAACAAGGAAAAUUCCAGAAAAUUAUAAUGAAGCAAAGUAUAUUGCAUUUACCAUGUACAGCACCUGUAUCGUUUGGCUGGCAUUUCUGCCGAUUUAUUAGACCAAAAAUGAUUACAGGUAAGUACUUCAUUUGGAAAUGCCUUAAUAUAUUCACGCUAAAUUGGUAACUAUAUGAUUACUUGAACAGAUUCAAAUGUCUUGUCUGUGUACGUGUUUAAUGAUAAGUGCAUCGGUGCCACUAGGAUCAUUUGUGCCGAAAGUUUAUUUGGUACUGUUUCAGCCAUACAAGAAUGUACGACAGACGAAUGGGAAAAAGGUGGGUGAUGCGAAAGGUGGCAAA
This is a messenger RNA of Bradysia coprophila, 1659 nucleotides long. Its product is annotated as metabotropic glutamate receptor 4-like. Lineage: Eukaryota; Metazoa; Arthropoda; Insecta; Diptera; Sciaridae. The record is from RefSeq and is a predicted model, not a curated record.